Messenger RNA from Colossoma macropomum (tambaqui), 2985 nucleotides. RefSeq names its product abhydrolase domain containing 18 (gene abhd18). Lineage: Eukaryota; Metazoa; Chordata; Actinopteri; Characiformes; Serrasalmidae. The record is from RefSeq and is a predicted model, not a curated record. The transcript has 13 exons. Bases 1010 to 2407 code for a protein of 465 amino acids.
GGUGGAACGGGAAAGUUCGAACAAGAAGCUGGCAAAUAGGAACCUGAGUUCAGCUUCGCACCUCAGACAGGUGGGAAUGGAAAGUUUCAGUUAGACUGUGGUAAAGCUAAUAAGGCUGCAGGUCACUGUAUUCUGUUAUAACGUUAAACCACUAAAAUCCAGUAACUUAUAGUUCUGAAGUUACAUUUUAUGUGAACGUAAAUAUGUGAAGCAGCUAUUUAUCUUAAGCUAAAUGCAAAUCAGUAAUUUUAUACUUAAAUCUUUCAAUUGUCAGAUAGCCUGCUGAAAGGGAAAUUCCACCAACUUUUAAAAAUUUCUGCAUAAUUAAGUCCUUGAAAUGUAUUCAGAAUGGUUUGUUGUGAAAUGGUUCAAACUCAGAUUUCUUUACAGUGGUGGUGAUGGGAACCAGGGAUCGCAGUGUCUGCAACACAAAUAGAGGCAUUUUAUGUACUAACCAAAACCACCAUGUCUCUACUGAGUUUUUGUAUGUAAUGCUGAUGAUAGUAAAAUAGUGAUAAAUCUGAAAAAAAAAAUGUUUCCUUUGGGGACUAUUUUGCCUAACAACACCCUGCAUGUACCCUUCCACCAUGAAAGGAUUAAAAUAAAUGGAUUAAAAUACAUUUUAAGCCAAAACCUUAUCACAAACCUGUCAUAAAACAAUAUGUCGGACAUUAGGCUGCAUAUAUCUAAUGAUUUCAUGUAAUAAUGUUUUUGUGAGAGAGCUUUCAGAGGCAUUAAACUCAGACAUCUGGUUCCUAAGCUCUUAGGUUUAUUGAAAACAGCUGGGGUCAGUUAUGAAAGUGAAAGAUGAAUCAGCCUAAUUUGCAUUAUGUUAUAUCUACUGGGCAGGUUUUUUGCACAUGGAUUACACAUCAUCUUGAAUUUGACUGCAGUGCCAGUGGGGCUGUCUAAUCUUAGGCCUGAUCUGGCUUGUGAAGUUGACUCAAGUAUGCUGGGCAAGACUAGGAGUGACUUUAUCUUCAGUUGAACAGAUGACAGGUCCUUGCAAAUGGGUGUGAGCCGGCUUGAUGUUCUUUACAGAAAGCUCCUCCUCACCAAACUCUUCAUCCAAGGAUGGGGAAAGCCAGAGGACCUAAAACGAAUAUUUGAGUUCCGGAAGAUCAUUGGAGACAGAGACAAGUGUAAGCAUUUGGUACCACGGGACUAUCCAGUUUUUAUUGAUAAGGUGGAAGAUCACUCAGACUGUAAAAUUCACAAUGGCCAUUUCAUAUCUCCCCUGGAACACUUUGUUCCAGGCAUUUUGCCAACAGAGUCCGUCAAAGCCAGGUUUCAGUUUAUAAUACCCAAAAAAUGGAGAAAGCACAGACCAGUCUGCAUCCAUUUGGCUGGAACAGGAGACCAUUUUUUCUGGAGGAGGCGAACUCUCAUGGCCAGACCCAUGAUCAAAGAGACAGGAAUGGCUUCCCUGCUGCUUGAAAAUCCAUAUUAUGGAUACCGGAAACCUAAAGAUCAAGUGCGUUCCAGUUUGAAGAACGUUUCAGACCUGUUCGUGAUGGGCGGAGCUCUGAUACUGGAGUCGGCCGCUCUGCUUCACUGGCUGGAACGUGAGGGCUACUGGCCGCUCGGCAUGACCGGCAUCUCAAUGGGAGGCCAUAUGGCAUCGUUAGCUGUGACAAACUGGCCCAAGCCUAUUCCUCUAAUCCCUUGUCUCUCAUGGACUACAGCUUCAAAUGUUUUUACCACGGGAGUUUUAAGUAAAGCUGUAAACUGGAGAGAACUAGAGAAGCAAUACGCUACACACACCGUCUACGAGGAGGAGAUUAUCCACCUGCUGGAGUAUUGCGGGACAGAUUCAUUCCGGAUGGGACAGGACUUUGUGCGGGACUCCCCGGGCAGCUUUGAUAAACUUUUAGACCUGGCCUUUUCGUCCAGCCUGCUGGGUCUGAGCAGUGAGCAGAACGAACGGGUGGGACUACGCAGGGAGGCCGCAGGAGGCGGAGUGGGGGCCAGCGGGAGAGGUCCAGAUCCCAGCCUGCUGCUGGAACAGAGGGAAGGGGAUGAUCUGGACCGCAUGCUGUCAGCCGUGAGCAGCAGCCGGCCGCACAUGCACAUGCUCCACGCUAAGAACAUCAGCCGUGGAGCAGGUCAGCGACAGUCCCUGCAGAGGGAAUCUCUCUGCUUCAUGAAGGGGGUCAUGGACGAAUGCACACAUAUCGCCAACUUCUCUGUGCCGGUAGAUCCCAGUCUGAUCAUCAUCGUGCAGGCCAAAGAGGACGCGUAUGUCCCUCGCACCGGUGUGCGCAGCCUCCAGGAGAUCUGGCCCGGCUGUGAGGUUCGCUACCUCGGCGGAGGACAUAUCAGCGCCUACCUGUUCAAACAGGCCAUCUUCAGGCAAGCCAUUUACGAUGCCUUUGACCGGUUUCUUCAAAAAUAUCCCAUUUUGUAGCUACGGAUCAUCUGGAACUGACCUUUGGGCGUGACACUGGAAUGAAGAGCACUGGAUGUAACAACACACUAGAAUUACCGAAGGACCCCGUAACUGAAAGCUAGCCAUGUGGUGCUACUUAAGACUGACAGUGGGUGUAGUAUUUACAGAAAAAUAGAAUAUAUUGUUUAUAGAAAUUUAUAAAUUGUGUCCUUACCAACACGCAUUGUUUAAAACGCCAACCAACGAAUCGACCUCUUCCAUCUUACACACCCUCGCUGCCUUUUACCACGUCCAUCAUCACAAACAUAUUUCAUUCACAAUAAGGGACAGUAAUGUUUCUGAAUGUGACGGUUUUUAUGUUUUCAGCCUUCUUUCUCGUUCAUGUGCUUUCACUGUAACUGUAUCACUGUAUCACAGAUCACUGCCAAACCUGAGAUAACAUAGAGGAUACUGUGUCAUAGUAUUUGAAAUUGAAAUGUAUUAAUAGCAAUGGUACUUUUUCCACUCUAAACUUUAUCCUCCUCAAAACGUCCACUUCCUUGGCCUACUUUAUAAGCCCUUCAUGACUCUAAAUAAAAAGGACAAUUUUGAGACAA